AUGACAACCAGACUUCUUGCCUCAUUUAAUGUCUUGGACAACCACUCCAAGAAAGUCCUGGAUAGGCAUGCAAGGGCAAGUAGUUGACUAACUUAGCCCUGACCUUUACUUCGCUAGCUAACGUUAUUUACUUCUUAUUCUGAUUUCAAUAGAAGAGUUUGAUUUAUUCACUGGUAUUACAGGAGGUUGGUUUGUUCCAUCAAUGAAGGUUUUAGCUAUUUCAACUAAUCUAAAAUGUACUUUUACAUUUUAGUCAUUUAGCAGACGCUCUUAUCCAGAGCGACUUACAGGUAGUGAGUGCAUACAUUUUCCAUACUGGCCCCCCGUGGGAAACGAACCCACAACCCUGCCGUUGCAAGCGCCAUGCUCUACCAACUGAGCUACAGGGGACCAUAAAAUGCUAGUUAAAAUUCUCUCUUAGUCAACAGUAUAAAUAUAUUUAAUAUAAGAUUACGGUUAGUAAUAUAAUAUUGUUAUCAUUUCAGAAGAAACACACAGUACAUGCUCCACAACAUGUUUAAUGUAUAUCAACCCCAAAUAGAACAUAGCUACACUUUAGAUGUUCACCCUCUAUGCACCUAGAAGUAAAUUGUGGGUUAAGGUAAGUUAUGAACCUGUUUCCUUCUUCAGAAGAGUCGUCUGCUGAGCCAUGCCCCCCGAGGCAGCUGUGCCUCCUUCAGGAAGCCAGACCUGCCUCUGACUGUCAAUUGUGACUGGGACUUUGAGUUCCCCAGUGCUCGCAGGACCCCCAUCUCCAAACACAAGACCACCACUGACAUCAACGAGGAGCAAGAGCUUCUGCAAAACAAAUUACGGUAGAAUUGUAGAAUUAGUCCUAAUAAACUAUUGGGUUAGGGUAGGAGGUGUUUUAGUCCUAAUAAACUAUUGGGUUAGGGUAGGAGGUGUUUUAGUCCUAAUAAACUAUUGGGUUAGGGUAGGAGGUGUUUUAGUACUAAUAAACUAUUGGGUUAGGGUAGGAGGUGUUUUAGUACUAAUAAACUAUUGGGUUAGGGUAGGAGGUGUUUUAGUCCUAAUAAACUAUUGGGUUAGGGUAGGAGGUAUUUUAGUCCUAAUAAACUAUUGGGUUAGGGUAGGAGGUGUUUUAGUCCUAAUAAACUAUUGGGUUAGGGUAGGAGGUGUUUUAGUACUAAUAAACUAUUGGGUUAGGGUAGGAGGUGUUUUAGUACUAAUAAACUAUUGGGUUAGGGUAGGAGGUGUUUUAGUACUAAUAAACUAUUGGGUUAGGGUAGGAGGUGUUUUAGUACUAAUAAACCAUUGGGUUAGGGUAGGUGGUGUCUAUUGGGUUAUGGUAGGAGAUGUCUUGGGUUAGGGUAGGAGAUGUUUUAGUCCUAAUAAACUAUUGGGUUAGGGUAGGAGGUGUAUUGGGUUAGGGUAGGAGAUGUUUUAGUCCUAAUAAACUAUUGGGUUAGGGUAGGAGGUGUCUUGGGUUAGGGUAGGAGGUGUCUUGGGUUAGGGUAGGAGGAAACGAAUGUAGAAUUAGUCCAGGAUGUGUCAUGUUUCCUCCCAUCACCCAUCUAUGAUAACAUUCAUGUUGUCUAUAUUAAAGCAUUAAUGAUGGAUUUAUAAUAUUCAUGGUCUUAUCUGCCCGGUUUAGCUGAUGCUGCAUGUCUUGCUGAAUUCCAAUGGAGGAGAGUAGGGUUUACACCCUAAACAUGGGCUUCUUUAGCUUUUCAAUACCACGUAAGGGUUAAAGUUAAUGUUGAAUAACUAGCUGUAUUAUGUAUACUGUAUGAUGUCUCACUGUGUUGCUGGGUAGAUGUUUCAUGUCCAGGGCCCUAACCCUGUUGCUGGGUAGAUGUUUCAUGUCCAGGGCCCUAACCCUGUUGCUGGGUAGAUGUUUCAUGUCCAGGGCCUCAACCCUGUUGCUGGGUAGAUGUUUCAUGUCCAGGGCCCUAACCCUGUUGCUGGGUAGAUGUUUCAUGUCCAGGGCCUCAACCCUGUUGCUGGGUAGAUGUUUCAUGUCCAGGGCCCUAACCCUGUUGCUGGGUAGAUGUUUCAUGUCCAGGGCCCUAACCCUGUUGCUGGGUAGAUGUUUCAUGUCCAGGGCCCUAACCCUGUUGCUGGGUAGAUGUUUCAUGUCCAGGGCCCUAACCCUGUUGUUGGGUAGACGUUUCAUGUCCAGGGUAGAUGUUUCAUGUCCAGGGCCCUAACCCUGUUGCUGGGUAGAUGUUUCAUGUCCAGGGCCCUAACCCUGUUGCUGGGUAGAUGUUUCAUGUCCAGGGCCCUAACACUGUUGCUGGGUAGAUGUUUCAUGUCCAGGGUAGAUGUUUCGUGUCCAGGGCCCUAACCCUGUUGCUGGGUAGAUGUUUCAUGUCCAGGGCCCUAACCCUGUUGCUGGGUAGAUGUUUCAUGUCCAGGGCCCCAGCCCUGUUGCUGGGUAGAUGUUUCAUGUCCAGGGCCCCAGCCCUGUUGCUGGGUAGAUGUUUCAUGUCCAGGGCCCCAGCCCUGUUGCUGGGUAGAUGUUUCAUGUCCAGGACCCUAACCCUGUUUCUGGGUAGAUGUUUCAUGUCCAGGGCCCUAACACUGUUGCUGGGUAGACGUUUCAUGUCCAGGGUAGAUGUUUCAUGUCCAGGGCCCCAGCCCUGAUGCUGGGUAGAUGUUUCAUGUCCAGGGCCCCAACCCUGUUACUGUGUAGAUGUUUCAUGUCCAGGGCCCUAACACUGUUGCUGGGUAGAUGUUUCAUGUCCAGGGUAGAUGUUUCGUGUCCAGGGCCCUAGCCCUGUUGCUGGGUAGAUGUUUCGUGUCCAGGGCCCUAACCCUGUUGCUAGGUAGAUGUUUCAUGUCCAGGGCCCUAACACUGUUGCUGGGUAGAUGUUUCAUGUCCAGGGCCCUAACACUGUUGCUGGGUAGAUGUUUCAUGUCCAGGGCCCCAGCCCUGUUGCUGGGUAGAUGUUUCAUGUCCAGGGCCCUAACCCUGUUACUGGGUAGAUGUUUCAUGUCCAGGGCCCUAACCCUGUUGCUGGGUAGAUGUUUCAUGUCCAGGGCCCUAACCCCUUUGUUGGGUAGAUGUUUCAUGUCCAGGGCCCUAACCCUGUUGCUGGGUAGAUGUUUCAUGUCCAGGGCCCUAACCCUGUUGCUGGGUAGAUGUUUCAUGUCCAGGGCCCUAACCCUGUUGCUGGGUAGAUGUUUCAUGUCCAGGGCCCUAACCCUGUUGCUGGGUAGAUGUUUCAUGUCCAGGGCCCUAACCCUGUUGUUGGGUAGAUGUUUCAUGUCCAGGGCCCUAACCCUGUUGCUGGGUAGAUGUUUCAUGUCCAGGGCCCUAACACUGUUGCUGGGUAGAUGUUUCAUGUCCAGGGCCCUAACACUGUUGCUGGGUAGAUGUUUCAUGUCCAGGGUAGAUGUUUCGUGUCCAGGGCCCUAACGCUGUUGCUGGGUAGAUGUUUCAUGUCCAGGGCCCCAGCCCUGUUGCUGGGUAGAUGUUUCAUGUCCAGGGCCCCAGCCCUGUUGCUGGGUAGAUGUUUCAUGUCCAGGGCCCCAGCCCUGUUGCUGGGUAGAUGUUUCAUGUCCAGUGCCCUAACCCUGUUGCUGGGUAGAUGUUUCAUGUCCAGGGCCCUAGGCCUGUUGCUGGGUAGAUAUUUGAUGUCCAGGGCCUCAACCCUGUUGUUGGGUAGAUGUUUCAUGUCCAGGGUAGAUGUUUCAUGUCCAGGGACCUAGCCCUGUUGCUGUUUAGAUGUUUCAUGUCCAGGGCCCCAACCCUGUUGCUGGGUAGAUGUUUCAUGUCCAGGGCCCUAACCCUAACCCUGUUGCUGGGUAGAUGUUUCAUGUCCAGGACCCUAACCCUAACCCUGUUGCUGGGUAGAUGUUUCAUGUCCAGGGCCCUAACCCUAACCCUGUUGCUGGGUAGAUGUUUCAUGUCCAGGGCCCUAACCCUAACCCUGUUGCUGGGUAGAUGUUUCAUGUGUAGGACCUAACCCUGUUCCUUUGUAAAUGUUGUAUGUCCAGGGUAUCAAAGCCAGCAACAGCAGCCUCGUCCACCACAGAAGACUCAAACUGCAGACUGAAGGAGGCCGUCCGCAGCAGGGUGAGUGUCUGCCCCUUCACCAGCCCUGAAGACCUUCCCUGGAGGAUUGGACACAGGACAGGUGGGUUAGGGUUAAAGGGGGUACACUAGUUCUCGGGCUUGGAUUUCCUGUCGAAAUGAAUCUGUGAUACUGUCCUCCUCUAACCCUACUCAUCCUCACCAUGUAAUACUGUCCUCCUCUAACCCUCCUCAUCCUCACCAUGUAAUACUGUCCUCCUCUAACCCUCCUCAUCCUCACCAUGUAAUACUGUCCUCCUCUAACCCUCCUAAUCCUCACCAUGUAAUACUGUCCUCCUCUAACCCUCCUCAUCCUCACCAUGUAAUACUGUCCUCCUCUAACCCUACUCAUCCUCACCAUGUAAUACUGUCCUCCUCCAACCCUACUCAUCCUCACCAUGUAAUACUGUCCUCCUCUAACCCUACUCAUCCUCACCAUGUAAUACUGUCCUCCUCUAACCCUACUCAUCCUCACCAUGUAAUACUGUCCUCUAACCCUCCUCAUCCUCACCAUGUAACUGCCCCAAGGGCAACAACAUCUAUAGUAUCAAUCUACCCCUCGUCUGUGCAUGCGGUCGUGGGCGCCCGCCUUCUAGUUAGAGAUGGAUCCUCCAGUUGGAUUGGAUAGAGAAAUCAGCUCUGGGCUACACUGACACGUCUCAUUGGUGCAGCAACCCUUUUAACCCCUCCCCCGCUGGCAGACACACAGCCCUUAGUACCUUCACAGGUAUCAUCUGUAAUACUUCAUUUAGGUUGGGGUUAUAGGUCAGAGGUUGGGUAGUGAUGUGUCUGUGUUUCUGCCCAGGAGGAGGCAGAGAAGGAGGAGGAGGAAGGUUGAAGAGGAAGAGUGUGAGGGGCGGGCAGAGAAAGGAAGUGUCUCCUGUAAGUGAUGAUGUCACAGCAGACUGUGUUCCUCUCAGCCUGUCAGAGGAGCUGAAGAGAAAGAAUGUGAGAGUGCUGACCCCUCGACCGCCUUCAGUUUCCCUCCCUCUGCCGGUAAGUUCCCUGACCCCUGACCCCUGACCCCUCGACCGCCUUCAGUUUCCCUCCCUCUGCCGGUAAGUUCCCUGACCCCUGACCCCUGACCCCUCGACCCCCUUCAGUUUCCCUCCCUCUGCCGGUCAGUUCCCUGACCCCUGACCCCUCGACCCCCUUCAGUUUCCCUCCCUCUGCCGGUAAGUUCCCUGACCCCUGACCCCUGACCCCUCGACCCCCUUCAGUUUCCCUCCCUCUGCCGGUCAGUUCCCUGACCCCUGACCCCUGACCCCUCGACCCCCUUCAGUUUACCUCCCUCUGCCGGUCAGUUCCCUGACCCCUGACCCCUCGACCGCCUUCAGUUUCCCUCCCUCUGCCGGUAAGUUCCCUGACCCCUGACCCCUGACCCCUCGACGCCCUUCAGUUUCCCUUCCUCUGCUGGUCAGUUCCCUGACCCCUGACCCCUCGACCCCCUUCAGUUUCCCUCCCUCUGCCGGUCAGUUCCCUGACCCCUGACCCCUCGACCGCCUUCAGUUUCCCUCCCUCUGCCGGUAAGUUCCCUGACCCCUGACCCCUCGACCCCCUUCAGUUUCCCUCCCUCUGCCGGUCAGUUCCCUGACCCCUGACCCCUCGACCCCCUUCAGUUUCCCUCCCUCUGCCGGUAAGUUCCCUGACCCCUGACCCCUGACCCCUCGACCCCCUUCAGUUUCCCUCCCUCUGCCGGUCAGUUCCCUGACCCCUGACCCCUCGACCCCCUUCAGUUUCCCUCCCUCUGCCGGUCAGUUCCCUGACCCCUGA
This is a messenger RNA of Coregonus sp. 'balchen', 5812 nucleotides long. NCBI's taxonomy places the organism in Eukaryota, Metazoa, Chordata, Actinopteri, Salmoniformes, Salmonidae. The record is from the annotation of a GenBank genome assembly.